UCCUACAGCUUAGCUAUUGAGAAGAUGGUGGACCACUUGGCAAACACAGAGAUCAACAGCCAACGGAUUGCAGCGGUGGAGAACUGUUUUGGGGCAUCGGGGCAACCGCUGGCCCUGCCGGGCCGUGUGCUCCUAGGCGAGGGAGUGCUGACCAAGGAGUGCCGCAAAAAGGCCAAGCCGCGCAUCUUCUUCCUUUUCAACGACAUCCUGGUGUAUGGCAGCAUUGUGCUGAGCAAGCGCAAGUACCGCAGCCAGCAUAUCAUCCCCCUGGAAGAGGUAACUCUGGAGCCACUGCCGGAGACCCUGCAGGCCAAGAACCGCUGGAUGAUCAAGACAGCCAAGAAGUCCUUCGUGGUCUCGGCAGCCUCCACCACAGAGCGCCAGGAAUGGAUAAGCCACAUCGAAGAGUGCGUGCGGAGGCAGCUGCUGGCAACAGGCCGCCAGCCCACCACGGAGCACGCAGCGCCCUGGAUCCCCGACAAGGCAACGGACAUCUGCAUGCGCUGCACGCAGACACGCUUCUCGGCGCUCACCCGGCGUCACCACUGCCGCAAAUGCGGGUUUGUGGUCUGUGCUGAGUGUUCCAGGGAGCGUUUCCUGUUGCCACGUCUCUCCCCCAAGCCCCUUCGUGUCUGCAGCCUCUGCUACCGAGAGCUGGCCGCCCAGAAGCGGAGGGAGGAGGCCAAGGAGAGGUUCAGGGGCUCUCCGGGGCAGCUGACCCACCUAGGCAGCACCAUGUGUGGUGCGUCCAGUGGCGAUGACGAUGACUCCGAUGAGGACAGAGAGGGCAGUGGAGAUGGUGACUGGCCCACCCAGGUGGAGUUCUAUGCUUCUGGUGUCUCCUGGUCAGCCUUCCAUAGUUGACCCUCACCUGCAGAGUGCCUCAAGCCAGCCCUCUGCCGGGGAUCCUUGCCCACGGUAGUGGGCAUGUGACCGGUGGCUGUUCCAGAGCCAUUACUAGAGCCUUUCUGCUAGGCAGCAGCUCCUAGGCCCUCUUCUAAUUCUUUUCAGAGAAUUUCCUUUCCAUUUCACAAGCUACAGCUGCAACCCUUGGAGUUAGACCAGGCCAGGUGUGCCCCAAGCAUUAAGUUGGGAGUUGAAAAGGGCAAAGGGAAGGCCAGACCAGAACUGGGGGGGGGGUCCACUUCAACUCUGAAGCUGGGGCUCCAGACCCCACUCCCACCUCCAACUCCUAACAGGUACAGCUGUCGGGAGGGCAUGAGGCUGCACAUCUACCAUGCAGAUGCCACCACCUGGCCACUGGGUCGUGCCAAGCUGGACCCAGAUGUACAGUGUGUACCCUCCAGGCCAGCCCAUCGAGGUCUCUGCCCUGUCACUACCAAGUGUCUGGUGUCUGUGUGUCCUGUCCCCAUCUCUGUCUGUGGUCAGUAGAAUCAGUGUUUUCUCUUAGGACUCUAGGUUCAGGGACAAAAACCCUAUCCAGACUGAUUUAUCAAUAAACAAAAAUGAAAUACCAA
This is a messenger RNA of Rattus norvegicus (Norway rat), 1478 nucleotides long. It is a transcript of the gene Plekhf1, whose product is annotated as pleckstrin homology and FYVE domain containing 1. Lineage: Eukaryota; Metazoa; Chordata; Mammalia; Rodentia; Muridae. The record is from RefSeq and is marked provisional. Gene Ontology annotation, molecular function: metal ion binding. The coding region runs from base 25 to 864 and encodes 279 amino acids. The transcript has a single exon.